ACAGAAAUAGAAACCUACGGUCUACGCUUAUACAAUCGGACAUGUCCGAGAAUUGUAUUUUUGGAACCCCUGCUUGCCCACACAGCUUAUGCGAUAGGAAUUGAUUCUAAGUAUGAUACUAGGUUCAGACGAGUUGAUUUCAAUUAGUGCUGUUUCACAUUUCCAUAAGCACCGUUGAGUUAAAUUUUUUUUUCAAUUUCCUCCCGUUGUUGGUUGUUGGCCAUUUAAAGAAAUUACAUUUGCAAAAUAAAUCUGUUGACGGUCCCAAGGCAUGUACGCCUUUCAGUAAUCAAUCACCUUCUAGUCUACUAUAUUCAUACAGAGUAACAUUAUAUAGUCAGGAAUAAUUCAAGAAUCAGAAUUUUUACUAAACUUCUGUUACCGAUAUGGCUAACGGUAUAAAGAAACUCGAUGAAUAUAACUUAAUGGUGCUCAGAGAACAACUGACAUUGCCCGCAAAUAAAUAUUGCUUCGAUUGUAACCAAAGAGGACCUACAUAUGUGAAUGUUACUAUAGGUUCAUUUGUCUGUACAUCAUGUUCUGGACUAUUGUAAGUACCUAUCUAUAUCUAUAUACUAAAAAAAAGACCAUUUGCUGAAUUUAAAUCACGGUAGCAAAUUAGCUGUCAAAGGGUUUGGUUAGGAAUGUAUGACUCAAAACAACCUACAAAAGAUGAAAAACAAAUAAAAGAAUUUAUGGUUGCAAAAUACGAAAAAAAGAUGUAUUAUUCUGAUCAAGUUUCUCAAAAAUUAAACAAUGGUAUUCAAGCAAGGCCUACGGUUACCACUGUAACUACAAAUCAUCAAAAAACUAGUACGACUUCUACGCCUGCAAUAAAUAUAUCAUCUCCUAACAAAUUUGAGUUUUUGAAAGAAGAACCCUCAAACCAAAAUCAAUCUCCAAUUCAAACAUCUCAAUCUUUUGCAAAUUUCGAUAAUAAUCCAGUAUUUUCUACAUCUUUUGAUACUUCUAAAAAUAUUGAUUUAAAUUUUAAGUUUGUUCAACCACUUCAAACUGGAUAUUUUGAUUAUUUGACAUCAAAUCCAAUACAUUUUUCACCAGCAAGAAAACCAAACAACAUAAAUAAUCGAUGGAGUGAGAAUACCAUUUAUAUUUUAGAUGAUUGGCAAAAUAAUAUCCAAUGGCCAAAUGGCUUAACUUCUAGUCAAUCAAUGGGUUUUAAUGAUGUAACACCUUGGAGUGCAGAUUUCUCUAAUCCGUUCAAAGUUAGAUCAGCAUCUCCAUUAAAUAAACAUUCAAGCAAUCCAUUUUUAUGAAACCAUUUAUGUGUCAUCAGAGAAAAUUAAAUUAAUUGGUAAAUCGAGAAGUAUUCGACAUCAAUGCAAAACUAUAACAACGGAUUUAUUAUAUUUUAAUAAGAAUACAAUGUUACAAUUUUAAACUUGGCAAAAAAUAUAACUAAACAUAUUCAAUAAUAAUUAGCAAGAAAUAUUAGAUUUUUAAUUWAUUAUUUAUUUCAAGCAUAUAAUCUCAGCAUAUAAUAUAGCUGGCCAUUUAUUACUAUUCCURCAUUCAAAUUUAAGCAACUGUCUAGUCUUGAAAAUAUUUAUAGUUUGCUUCAAGUUUUUGCAUAAUUAUUUUUACAUAAAAUUAUUUUUGUA
Molecule: messenger RNA, 1622 nt
Organism: Diuraphis noxia (Russian wheat aphid)
Lineage: Eukaryota; Metazoa; Arthropoda; Insecta; Hemiptera; Aphididae
Gene: drongo
Product: Arf GTPase activating protein drongo
Cellular component (GO): membrane; cytoplasm
Molecular function (GO): GTPase activator activity
Source: RefSeq, a predicted model, not a curated record